GUCCAGAGUGUACGGCUGUGGGUGUCUGGAUCACUGACAGUGUGUGGUUGUCAUUAUGUGUUUGUAAUUAUUUGUAGCUUUGUGUGUGUGUGUGUGUGACUCAUUUGCUUAGGCAUGGAAUUUAUCAUGAUAUAUAUAAAGUAAUACGAGAUCCUGCCCUCAUGGUGCCCUCCUACUCCACCAGGGUAGGAGAUGGGAAGAGAUAGAUGAUAAUCAAGAAAUAAAUAAGAGUUUUGUAAAUUGUCCCAAAUUGUGUAAAGGACAUAAACGGGGUACUGGAAAUGGAAAGUAACCAGGGAGAGCUACUUAAAUAGAAGUAAUGAAAGAGGGCUCUCUCUUUCAAGGUGACAUUGAGCUGAGACUGGAAAGGUGAGUGAGAAAUAGCCAUGUGAAGAACUGAAAGAAUAGGGUUCCAGGCAGAGUGAUCAGAAAGUGCAAAGGCCCUGAGGCUGCCUGUGGGCUCUGCCUACAAGAAUGUUUUUAUGCAUGCUUAUUACAGUCUCCUGUGUCUGUACCUGAAGACAGGUGGCCAAGUGGGGCUGUGCGGCUUUCACAAAAUGGAGAGAUCUGGCCUGACUCAGACUGUGCAGCGCCACGUGGAUCCUGAAGCCCAGCAGAAGACGGUCAAGUGUGCUGUGCAGGACUACCGCUAUAAGAGUUCCAUACCAGGCCACCCCUACUUGCCUGAGAAAUACUGGCUGUCUCAAGAGGAAGACAAAUGCAACCCAAACCACCUGUGCGGUAACCAGUACAAUACAUGGAAGAUGGGACCUUACAACUGUACGGGCUGGAACAAAUGUGCCACAUACCUUCCUCGCCUGCCUAAGGAGGCCGGGAUGGAGACAGUAGUUCGAGGAAUGCCCUUGGUGUACCCUCCUAAGCCGGAGCGACUCAACGCCUACGGUAACGGAUGGUGGGACAGUGGAGGGAAAUGUGUAGGCCAGAAGGACGGAGGGAUGGAGACCCGAGAGCGCGAGGUAGUGGUGAACAUGCUGAACUCGCUGUCACGGAACAAGCCGCUGCCAGAGAUCACGCCCCGCUGUGGGUGUGUGGACCCGCUGCCGGGCCGCCUGCCCUGCCAGGGUUAUGAAAGCGCUUGCUUGGGCCGCCACUGUCUGCUUGGCAUGGACUACUGCGUCGCCGGGCCACCAUGCACCGAACGUCGCCUGCGGCUUUUGCGCACGGAGCGGCCGACUGCAAGGAGUGUAUCGCCCUGCAAGCACCGGCCGGGAAUGCAAUGUGCUGUUAUAGCUCCCCCGCCGUCAUACUACCCUUGUCCGAACCUUAGAUGGGACACAAGUCACUUCAAGAAGACAGGUGGUGCCCAGAGAAACAACUACGUCGUCCACCCUGAGUUUGUGUCUGAGACCUAUCCUGACUACCACUGCCGGUAGAGCCCGGGCUGGCCGGGCCAAGGGGGCUGAACAAUAAAUAAAUUCUUCAUCCUAAAGGCUGCCUCUCAUGUCCUUACCCAGCAGGAUCUGGCAAUGAGGAGCCAGUCACUCAGGCCUCUGCCAAGCCCCCUCAACUGAGAUACAGUUUCUCAAAGUCAUCUUGCCCUGAGCCCUCCCCACUCCAUCAUCUCAGUACUUCCCUUGGGUGGCCCUGAGUGCCCUCCUGACACAUGGCAGUAGCCCUAUGAGAGGCAUGACCUCCUCCUUUCCAUCCCAGAGCCCAAAAUAAUGGGCCCACCUAGCCAUGCAGGAGGGCCCAUCUACCUCCCAUCCUAUGAGGGCCCCACAGCUGCCAUUUCCCCAAUAUCCCCCAAACCUAGAUGUCCCUUCACCCCCAUUAUCUCAGUGGACCCAGAAUCGCCCAUCCUGCAGUCAGAGCCAUGUCCGUAUACUCAAAGCUCUUGAUCUCUGUUCCCAGAGUCUGCAUCACAGCGACUCCGAAGUCCAUGUUCAGAUACCCUUGCUGCCCUCCCCCACCCAAGUCCAAGAGGUCCAAAACAAUUUUGGAGGGUUUCAUGAUCAAGAAAUUUCAAAUUACAAAACAAAGCCCUGCAUCAUCAGAAAGUCUACAAACAACAAACGCUGGAGAGAGUGUGGAGAAAAGGGAAUGCUUUUGCACUGUUGGUGGGAAUGUAAAUUGAUACAGCCACUAUGGAGAACAGUAUGGAGGUUCCUUAAAAAACGAAAAAUAGAACUACCAUAUGACCCAGCAAUCCCACUACUGGCCAUAUACCCAGAGAAAACCAUAAUUCAAAAAGACACAUGCACCCGCAAUGUUCCUUGCAGCACUAUUUACAAUAGCCAGGUCAUGGAAGCAACCUAAAUGCCCAUCGACAGAUGAGUGGAUAAAGAAGUUGUGGUACAUAUAUACAAUGGAAUAUUACUCAGCCAUAAAAAGGAACGAAGUUGAGUCAUUUGUUGAGAUGUGGAUGGAUCUAGAGACUGUCAUACAGAGUGAAGUAAGUCAGAAAGAGAAAAACAAAUAUUGUAUAUUAACGCAUGUAUGUGGAACCUAGAAAAAUGGUACAGAUGAACCGGUUUGCAGGGCAGAAGUUGAGACACAGAUGUAGAGAACAAACGUAUGGACACCAA
Messenger RNA from Orcinus orca (killer whale), 2546 nucleotides. RefSeq names its product chromosome 6 C9orf24 homolog (gene SPMIP6). The record is from RefSeq and is a predicted model, not a curated record. Gene Ontology annotation, molecular function: alpha-tubulin binding. Lineage: Eukaryota; Metazoa; Chordata; Mammalia; Artiodactyla; Delphinidae. Gene Ontology annotation, cellular component: perinuclear region of cytoplasm; manchette. The transcript has 7 exons. Bases 483 to 1394 code for a protein of 303 amino acids.